Molecule: messenger RNA, 3009 nt
Organism: Dictyostelium purpureum
Lineage: Eukaryota; Evosea; Eumycetozoa; Dictyosteliales; Dictyosteliaceae
Exons: 5
Coding region: 1-3009 (1002 amino acids)
Molecular function (GO): RNA binding
Source: RefSeq, a predicted model, not a curated record
AUGAAUUCAGCAACUGCAACAUCACCAACCAUCACCAAUUCAAAUAUAAAUGAAAUACCAAAUGAUUUAAAUGGAUUAACAGUAUCACAGUUAAAACAAUUAUUAACAGCUAGAGGUUUACCAAUUACCGGAAAUAAACAAGUAUUAAUUAAAAGAUUAGAAAAGAUUAAAGAAGUUCUUAAUGAAAAAGAGACAAAUGAGGAAGAGGAGGAAGAAGAGGAAGAAGAGGAGGAGGAAAAUAAAACUGAGGGUGAAAAUGGAGCAUCAUCUACUACUACAAAUGCAACAACUACCACUACUACACCCCCACCACAAAUCGCUUCACCAAAUACAAUUUCUAGUCCAACUACUACAACCACAACAACUACAGCUAUAGCAGAGAAUGGAAAUUCUACCAAGGUUAAAAAGAGAAAGAGUGGUAAAAGUCCAAAGAGUGCUGCCAAAAAAGAUGAUGAAGAGCUUGAAGACGAUGAUGAAGAAGAGGAAGAGGAAGAAGAAGAAGAAGAAGAAGAGGAAGAAGAGGAAGGUGGUGAAGAUGAGACCAUUCAAGAAGAAACCAACAAUACUAUCGCAGGUUCGGCUGAAGAAGAAACCGAACAACAAGAGGAAGAAAUGGAGGAAUCCAACGAACAAGAUGAACAAAUCGAUGACAGUUAUGAAGAGAACAACGACAACAAUGAAAACAAUACAACCGAAGACCAGGAAUUAGUUAAAGAAUUAUUAGGUGGAAAUCAAUAUUCAGAUGAUGAAGAUUCAUCAAAUACAAAUGCAACAACCACAACAUCACACUCCUUCACCAAAGGAGAUGAAAAGAAUAAAAUUAAAAAUGAAGAAGAUUUAAAUUCAGCAGAUGUCGAUGCAGAUAUUGUAAAUAAAGCCAUUCAAGAAGCAGAAAAAGCUGUAAAUGAAAAAAUGUCAUCAGAAAAAAAGAAGGAGGAUUCACUUGAUAAAAAUAAAAUUCAACAAGCAAUCACUGAUAUGGAAGAGUCUUUUAAAAAGAAGCCAUCAAUCCGUGUAGCUGGUCUCAAUGAUUCAUUAACUGAAAAAGAAUUAAAAGAUGCUCUGGCUGAACAUGGUAAAGUUCAUACAUUCACCUAUGAAAGCCCAAAAAAAGAUUCUGCUAUUGUUCAAAUGGAAAAUUAUCAACAGGCAAAAGAAAAGCUUAGCGGUACCAAACUUAAAAACUGUACAUUAACUAUAACUGAAAUACCACUUGCCGAUUCACUUUUAUUUGUUGGUAAUCUAGGUUUUGAAAUUACAAAAGAGCAACUAAAGAAAAUAUUUGAAAAAUAUGGAGAUGUCGAUAGAAUUAUUAUAAUGAAAAGUAAAAGAAGUGGUGAAAAUAAAGGCUAUGCAUUUAUUGAUUAUAGAACUAAACUUCAAGCAAAUUCAGCUAAAACAUCAUUGGGAUCAUUUUCAUUUAAUCGUCGUACAAUUAGAGUGGAUUGGGCUGAAAAUUGUAAUAGUUUAGAAUCAUUACAUUCAAAGACCAUAUUUGUUGAUCGUUUACCAAGAUCAUUUGCCGAUAUUCCAAUUUUAAAGAAAUUAUUUAGUCCAUUUGGUAAAAUUAAGGAUUGUAAUGUAGUUCCAAAUCAAUAUGGCCAACAAAGAGGUUUUGCAUUUAUUGAUUACACAACCGUUGAUGAGGCUGAAAAAGCUCAACGUUUAAUGAACGAUAAAGAUCUUCGUGGUUAUAAAAUUAGAGUAAACUUUGCAAAUCCAGCCAAAGCAGGCCAUAUUUUGAUCAAACCACAAGCACAAUCUAGAAAUGAACAUAAAGGUGUCCAAUCAAACAGAGGUAGUGCACCAACUAGAGGUGGUAUUUCAAGUAGAGGCGGUGCACCAGGAAGAGGUGGUAUAUCGGGUAGAGGAGGCCUUCCAGGUAGAGGCGGCGCAUCAGGAAGAGGUGGUUUACAUGGUCAUCAUGGUGUACCACCACCACACCAUCACCAUCCACAUCACCCAACCAGUGCUUAUGGUGGCUAUCCAAAUAUUCCACCAAUUUCAAUGGUCCCAAAUCAUCCAGGUUUCCCACCAGCUCAUUACAAUGAUCAAAGAUCGGGUGGAUUUGGUGUUGGUGCCAGUAAUUAUCCACCACAUAUGAAUCAUUCACUUGUUCCUCCCAACGCCAAUAACCGUGGUGGUCCAAAUAGUAAUUUAAAUCCAAUUAUGUCUCCUGUAAAUCAAAGCAAUAUUGCUCAAAAUUUCAAUCAACAAAAUACAUUGAAGCAACAACAACAACAAAUCAACCAAUAUCAAGAUACUAUACAAAAAAUGCAAGAAAAAAUAAAUUCUCAACAAAAUGCUUUACUUAGAGUCCAAAAAGAAAAACAACUGGCUUUAAAACAACAACAACAACAACAACAAGCUGCUGAAAAAGAAAAACAAAGAAAGCAACAAGAGGCUCAACAACAAGCUAUUCUUAAACAACAACAGCAACAAGCUGCUGCUGCCGCUGCCGCUGCCCAACACCAACAUCAUCACCACCAUCAACCACCCCAACCACAGCAUCAUCAAUCCCAUCAACCCCAUCAAUCCCAACAACCACCACAAACACAACAGCCACAACAAUAUCAACAACAUCAACAAUAUCAACAGUACCAACAAUAUCAACAACAACAACAACAAACUGCAGCUCAGUAUUAUAAUCAAAUGGGUGUUCCUAAUAAACAAAAUCCAACUGCUACACCAGCAACUCAAAAUACUCCAACUGCUGCUAAUGCUACAAGUCAAACAAAUGCAUAUGCAAAUUGGCAAUAUUAUACACCAGAACAACAAGCUUGGGCUCAUUAUUAUUCACAAAAUUCUCAUGCUUAUCCUCAUUAUUCACAACAAGAUUUAAAUGCAUACUAUGCUCAAUUCCAACAACAACAACCAGGUGCAGAUACUCAACAAGUUGGUCAAAAAAGAGCUUAUGAUAAUAAUACAGGGAUGUAUAAUAAUCAAUUCAAUACACAUACCACUCAUGGUACUCAUCACCAAAAUGAUAAUAAGAGAAAUAGACAUUAA